CCCACGGCAAUUUCCCACAGAUUGUGUCGCGUGAGCACUAAGGGUUAACUAAUGAUUGACGUGUGGAGUCAACGUUUUUCUAGUAAAUAUUUGGUCAGUUCUAAUCUUUUGCAUUUAUCUUCAAUUGUUUUCAAUAUCAUGCUGUUUCAAGCAGCAGGACUUCAGUGAUCCACCUGAGAUCUGAAGUAGUUUUCUUUUUUAAUUUGAUAAAAAAUCCUCUCAUAUGCACAUUAGAGCGAACAAAGGAUAGGAUAACGACAUCAUGACUGAAGAUGCAAAGAAAGCACAUUUCACUCAGGGAAGUUGAUUAAUCUCUUGUGUUUCAUUAACAUGCACCUGGAGCUCCCAGAGGCCAACUAUACCAUUUUGCUUGGUGGCUUUCUGUGGGGGCCAAACCUUCUCCCACCAUUCAGUGUGACAGUCAUACUGGUGCUCACAGAUGUUAGCAGCAUGUUGGAGGCUGAAGACUGAGUUACAACACGUGAAAAAAUGAAGACGCUAGCUGCUUAAAGACUGUACAUCAGCUGCUCAGACCUCUCCACGCGCGAGGUUUGUUAAAUCUAUGGUUGCAAUGGAGAACUCAAUGAACCACGAUGACCUGGACGAGCUCGUGGGGAUGGGACUUCGUGUCUCUGUGUCCUCAGCACAAAUCGUCUUUUACAUUAUCCUGGUGAUGAUGGGCAUCCUGGGUAAUGCCACAGUGGUCGUGGUGAUCGGUAAGAGCGUGAUACUGGAAGGCGGCAGAGGACGCAACUCGGACAUCAUCAUCAUUAACAUGUCGCUGUCAAAUCUGAUGGUGUCUGUGAUGAGGAACAUGCUGCUGAUUAUUUCAGACCUGGGACUAGAGCUGUACUCAUCUAAAGAGUGGUGUCAGUUCCUGAUGGGGAUCUGGGUGUGGCUGCGCUCGGUCAACGUGUGGUCGACACUUUACCUCAGUGCUUUCCACUUCCAGACUUUGAGGCGCGUGACUCCCAUCAUGGUGAACCUCGGGUCCCGGGGAGCUCCCAGCUCACUGCUCAGCCUCGCCCUCAUCUGGCUUCUCAACUUUGUUUACUCCAUUCCCGCUCUUGUUUUUUCCACGAAUGGCGAUGUGAACACCACAGAGACUCUGAUGCUGGUGAGCAGCACCACACGCCCCCUGCUGGGCUGUGUGUGGAACUUCCCCUCCACCUACAGCGGCCUCGCUUAUGCCACCACAUCUGUCGUGAUCCACGAGACAAUCCCUGUGAUCCUGAUGGCUUUCACCAACCUGGGCUCCCUUUACACGCUCUACACCCACGGCAGGGUGCGCAGCGCGGCGCAGGACGGGCCCGUCAUUAAACGAGUGCCGGCGGAGAAACGAGCAGCCAAGGUGAUUCUUGCUCUCAUCAUGCUCUUCAUCGCGUCGUGGGGAACGAGCAUCAUCUCUGUGAACUAUUUCAACUACAGCCAGGGCACCUCGCCCGAAUAUCUGCUGGUUCUGGCACGUUUCGCCAAUAUUAUCUUCAUCGCCAUGUCGCCUCUUAUUCUGGCAGUCGGCCACCGGCGACUGCGUUCCACGUUCAAGUCUUUGAUUUCUCACUGACAGAGAGAAAUUUGGAUUUGUUCUGUUGUUUGUUACCCAGUGAAUUUGACUUUUCCAGCAGAGAAAUGGAUACUAUAGUUUAUUUCCUUCUCUUAACAAAUUGUCAACAGAAGAAGAAGAAAAUGAUUCUCAAAGUUAGAUCAUAUUACACAGAUGUUGGCUCCUGACUACACACUUACACACACAAACACAAACAAAACAUGGAAACACAAGGGUAAACGCUUCCUGCACUGUCAGUUUACACACACAAAGGCUCCCUCAGUCAGGUCUGAUAGUUUUGCUUGA
Solea senegalensis (Senegalese sole) is the source of this 1849-nucleotide messenger RNA. Its product is annotated as olfactory receptor class A-like protein 4. Gene Ontology annotation, cellular component: membrane. The record is from RefSeq and is a predicted model, not a curated record. Gene Ontology annotation, molecular function: pheromone receptor activity. NCBI's taxonomy places the organism in Eukaryota, Metazoa, Chordata, Actinopteri, Pleuronectiformes, Soleidae. Gene Ontology annotation, biological process: G protein-coupled receptor signaling pathway. Bases 563 to 1564 code for a protein of 333 amino acids. The transcript has 4 exons.